This is a messenger RNA of Trichogramma pretiosum, 616 nucleotides long. RefSeq names its product mitochondrial import inner membrane translocase subunit Tim9-like (gene Tim9a). The record is from RefSeq and is a predicted model, not a curated record. The transcript has a single exon. Lineage: Eukaryota; Metazoa; Arthropoda; Insecta; Hymenoptera; Trichogrammatidae. Bases 122 to 391 code for a protein of 89 amino acids.
ACAACUUCAAGAGAUAAACUUUCGUAAAUAUCUUAACCUCUUCGAGAACGGUAGCACGAGUUGUUUUUUACAAUAAAAAAAGUGUUUUUCUUGACGAAAAGUUUAAUUGAAAUUAAGAAACAUGCAAGUAUUACCAACCGACGUCGAUAAAGAACAAGUUCAGUCAUUCAAGGAGUUCUUAACAUCGUACAAUAAAUUGUCGGAAACUUGUUUUGUUGACUGUAUAUUUGAUUUUACGACGCGAGAAGUAAAGAAAAAGGAAGACAAAUGUGCCAUGAACUGCAUGGAAAAGUUCUUGAAAAUGAACCAAAGGAUAUCGCAACGUUUUCAAGAAUUUCAAAUGAUUGCCAAUGAAAAUGCUCUAGCAGCGGCGAAGAAACUACAACAAUAAUUCGAUCAUAUUAGUCAUUUCUCAUUUGUUUCAUAGAGUCAAAUUGUAAAAAUUACGUAAAGAUGAAUUGCGAAAUGAAUUGUUAUCUAUUUUACAGAUGCUUAUAUCAUCAAGUUAUCUGUGUAUUUGUUGAAGUGUAACUUUAAUAAAAAUUACUUGAAAUCUAAAAUUUAUGAGGAUUUUAUUGUAAUUAUAGGUAUCGUUUCAAUAAAUGGUAUUUAUGCA